This is a messenger RNA of Meyerozyma guilliermondii ATCC 6260, 1866 nucleotides long. RefSeq names its product Sef2p (gene SEF2). Gene Ontology annotation, cellular component: nucleus. The coding region runs from base 1 to 1866 and encodes 621 amino acids. Gene Ontology annotation, molecular function: DNA-binding transcription factor activity, RNA polymerase II-specific; zinc ion binding; transcription cis-regulatory region binding. NCBI's taxonomy places the organism in Eukaryota, Fungi, Ascomycota, Pichiomycetes, Serinales, Debaryomycetaceae. The transcript has a single exon. Gene Ontology annotation, biological process: regulation of DNA-templated transcription. The record is from RefSeq and is a predicted model, not a curated record.
AUGGCCAUCAUGCUAGCACCCAGAAAAAAGCUUAGGCUCAUGCCUUUGUCCCAUAAUUCGCAAGGACGAGUCCUCAAGACCUGCUCUCGAUGCAGACAACAUAAAACUCGUUGCGAUGCCAUUUUAACCCAUCCAGGACCCUGUUCCCAUUGCGCCAAAAAGAACGCUUUUUGCACCCUUGAAGUGAUCACCAAGAAGCCCGAUCGCGGCAAUGACAUGGUAGAGAGCCUCAGCGAGGAAGUAAACGAAAUAAAGAAGUCUUUGAGUGCUAUGACUGACCGCAAACAAAAGUUGAUCCAAGCCUUAUCUCAGCGCAAAAACGACGGUCCCUCAGUAGCGGCUAUGCAACAGGUUCUCGUCCCUGAAACCUCCAGUCGUCCGAUAUUGUCCGCUGGCGGACUCUCUGCUGAUUCUGACUUCAUAUUGUCUUCUGACUCUUCUCGUGAACCAUUUAGCAUCAGCCUCACCGAAGCUCAAUUUCAUUUCACAGACUUUGAGAACAACUUCCUUCAAUUUCUUCCCAUAUUUCCAGCAUCAUUUUUCAAGAAGGAUAUCAUGACUGUGUACAACGAAAACGACCUUUUGUUCUGGUGUAUUCUACUCACCUCAUUCCGUCAUUCUUCAAGAUACAGCAAUUUCUACCACCUAAGCCAGCACGUCAAGGCCCGAGUGGUCGAAAUGUGCUGGUAUAAUACCCCACGUCAUGUCUAUACCCUUGCAUCAUUGCUCAUUCUUACAACUUGGCCCUUACCCUCUUCUGAUUUUGAAAAAAUCGAAGACGAUAUCGCCGUCAAAUUUAUCGCUUUAAUGAAACGGAUAGCCUUGCAACUCGGCCUUCACAAGGUGGAAUUCAUUAGUGAGUUCAGCCACAAAACCGAAGUCAACGUUUCUGAAGAGUCUCACCUCAACAACCUAAUUCGAGAACGGAUAUACAAAUUCGUUGCGAUCAACUCAAACUACUGGUUAAUCAGUUUGGGAAUCUCCAAUUCUAACUAUAAUGGAACGGAAACAGACUACGUCAUAAACAAGGCUAAUUGUCUGUUCGAGGGAAACUUUCCUGAAGAUAAGUAUACCAACUGGCUUCUUCGUCUCUCUUUGAUACAACUGAAAUUGAACGAAACAAUGCACGGUAAAGCCAAAGGUGGUCAAGUCGAUGCUACUAAACUCCAGAACAUUCACAUGUUUGAUGUUAUUUUGAACCGACUCACCCAGCAUUCAGACUUGGCAGGUGAUACUUUGACUCGCCUAAGCGUUGAAUACCUGCGCUUACAGCUUUACGUUUACGCAUUCUCCACAAAAAAUGUGACUCUCAGAAACUACAAGUCAUUUAUCAAGCGGGCCUUGAUCUCUUGCAAGAAAUCACUUGACUUGUAUGAAACUGCGUUUGGUGAUGUCGAAAACUUUGCACAGAUACCAAUUCACUAUAAUUUCGUUCUUGAAUUAGUAUCGUUGAUCUUGAUGAGAAUUUUCCACUCUCCAUAUUUGGACAGCAUCAACGAGUAUAGUCUCGUCAGAGAAAACUUUAUGCGUUCCUUCGACUUUUUGUCUAAAUUCACCGAUGCAGACUGGGGCACAUUCAAUGCCAAGCAUUUGAGGAUACUCAAGAUGUAUGAUGAAGCUGCUCUCAAUACCAAAAACAGUAUUUCCCUCGGUGGAAAGUCAGUUUUCAUAAUCGACAAGAUGAGCAACUAUAUGGUGGCAUCGUUGAGAUACGAGAUGAUAAGGUCGAUCUACGACUACAAGCACAAUGAUCAACCACAUAGCAUCAAUUGGUCCCAAUACGGCAAAGAUGCGAACAACGAGAAGGAUAAGCUGGUGAUGGAUUACUUGCUUACCGCGUGUUCCAUUUUUCAAGUAAAUCAUUAA